AUGGCGAUGCAGGACGAAGGCGGAGAAGCAAAUCAUGGUUUUGAAGACAUCGACCUAGGUGAAAGUCCCUCAAGUCUUGACACUGGUCACCCUGGUAACUCAAGCCCGAUCAACCAGACAGGGACCCAAGUAAUACAUAAAUGUGACAUUUACACCGCAACAGGGGCAGUUAAACCAGAGUGUGAAGCAGUUGAGAAGUCGCCUCCCAUAAAUACAAGAAAUGAAACUGUACGGCUGGAUAGGUUUAUGUCUUUGGGUCAUUUUGUGGUCAUUUUAGUAGCUUCUACAGGCGGUCAAUCUGUAUUUAUAUCCCCUGGUCCGGUCUUGCAAUACUCCGGCUCGGUGGGACUCGCUCUGAUCAUCUGGUUCGCCGGGGGGAUUUUAAAUCUGCUAUUGGCACUAUGCUUCACGGAACUGGGCACGCUGUUCCCAGAAGCUGGAGGCCCAUAUGUGUUCACCCUGAGAACGUUUGGCUCGAUGCCUGCCUUCCUGACAGCGUGGGGCUAUACUAUUCUGGUGGUCAGCCCCGCCUGGGCGUUGUUGGCGUACAUCACGGCGCUCUACUCUGUCCAACCGUUUUUUUCUGGCUGUUCCCCGCCAUUGUUGGGGGUAAGGCUUCUGGCAGCAACUGUCCUCCUAUCCUGUGUCGCUCUCAACUGUAUUCACGUGAAAAUCGUCACCAAAGUCCAGACAUUCCUCAGUAGUGUGAAGCUCCUGGCUCUUCUCAUCAUCGUGGUAGGAGGCAUUUACAGAAUGGCCACGGGGGAAAUAGAAAAGUUUAAUCAGUCAUUCGAUGGAACCACAGAGAAACCGGGACAGGUAGCACUGGCGAUAUUGUCCUCGUAUUACGGAUAUGGUGGGUGGCAGGUUAUAGUGAACGUGGUUGAGGAGAGCAAGCGCCCGGAGAGAGAUCUACCUCGAUCUGUGUACAUCAGCUUCGCUCUCGUCAUCACCCUGUUCUGUCUCACCAACAUGGCUUACUUCUCCAUCCUAAGCUUCACGGAGAUCACAGGCACCGAUGCUAUAGCUGUUUUAUAUGCAGACAGAUUGUACCGGCCAAUCACAGCUGUAAUAUCUGUUCUGGUUGUGGUGUCAGCCAUCGGAGCCCUCAACGCUCUCGUCCUCGGCCACUCCAGGUCACUGUUCGCCGCGGGUCGUGUGGGACAUAUGCCGUCGUUUGUGGGAAUGGUUCACCAAAAGUAUCACACUCCAUGGCCAUCACUCUUCAUUCUCGGCAUCAUGUCCAUCGUCAUGCUGUUUACUGGAGACACCAUAGUCCUGAUAGAAUACGUCAGUAUUGGCGCCAUCUUGAUGGCUUUGGAAGUUUUGGUUGUUCUGCUAUAUCUUCGCUGGAAACCGACCAACAGGAAGCCUCCCUAUAAGGUGUCACUUGUGGUGGCUGUUACGCUGGUUUUCAUUCAUCUGGCCGUUGUGGGUUUGUCUGUUUACCAGAAGCCCAGUGAGAUGGGAAUAGCCCUGGCCGUCAUCUUUGUGGGCAUCCCAGUCUAUUGGUUUGGGGUGGCUUGGAAACAUAAGCCUAAAACCUUCCAAGCCUUCUUAGACAAAUUCACCCGGAUAAUGUCCAGCGCCUUGGAUCUGACGAAAACCCAGUGA
This is a messenger RNA of Liolophura sinensis, 1614 nucleotides long. RefSeq names its product Y+L amino acid transporter 2-like. Lineage: Eukaryota; Metazoa; Mollusca; Polyplacophora; Chitonida; Chitonidae. Gene Ontology annotation, cellular component: membrane. The transcript is spliced from 9 exons. The record is from RefSeq and is a predicted model, not a curated record. The coding region runs from base 1 to 1614 and encodes 537 amino acids. Gene Ontology annotation, molecular function: L-amino acid transmembrane transporter activity. Gene Ontology annotation, biological process: amino acid transmembrane transport.